Lagenorhynchus albirostris (white-beaked dolphin) is the source of this 1750-nucleotide messenger RNA. It is a transcript of the gene NKX3-2, whose product is annotated as NK3 homeobox 2. The transcript has 2 exons. Gene Ontology annotation, cellular component: nucleus. Bases 1 to 984 code for a protein of 327 amino acids. Gene Ontology annotation, biological process: regulation of transcription by RNA polymerase II; cell differentiation. Gene Ontology annotation, molecular function: RNA polymerase II cis-regulatory region sequence-specific DNA binding; DNA-binding transcription factor activity, RNA polymerase II-specific. NCBI's taxonomy places the organism in Eukaryota, Metazoa, Chordata, Mammalia, Artiodactyla, Delphinidae. The record is from RefSeq and is a predicted model, not a curated record.
AUGGCUGUGCGCGGCGCCAACACCUUGACGCCCUUCUCCAUCCAGGCGAUCCUCAACAAGAAAGAGGAGCGCGGCGGGCUGCCCGCGACGGAGGGGCGCCCCGUGCCCGGCGGUACAGCGGUGGCAGCGGCGCCCGCUGUCUGUUGCUGGCGGCUCUUUGGGGAGACAGACGCGGGCGCGCUGGGGGGCGCCGAGGACUCUCUACUGGCGUCGCCUCCUGGGACCAGAACGGCUGCGGGGCGGACCACGGAGAGCCCGGGAGGCUGGGAUUCGGACUCGGCGCUGAGCGAGGAGAACGAGGGCGGGCGGCGCUGCGCGGACCCGCCGGGGGCCAGCGGGGCCUGCCGUACAGGGGCGACCCUGGGCCUCGGCCAGCCGGUCUGUGAGCUUCCCGCAGCCAAGGACCUGGAGGAGGAAGCCGCGGGCCGGAGCGACAGUGAGAUGUCGGCCAGCGUCUCAGGCGACCGCAGCCCGAGGGUCGAGGACGACGGCGUUGGCACAGGAGGCGCACGCGUGCCCACGUUGUGCAGCGGCAGCGGCGGCGGGCCCGCGGGCGGCGCAGAGGAGGAGGAGGAGCCCGUGGCGCCCAAGCCGCGCAAGAAGCGCUCGCGCGCCGCCUUCUCCCACGCACAGGUCUUCGAGCUGGAGCGCCGCUUCAACCACCAGCGCUACCUGUCCGGGCCCGAGCGCGCAGACCUGGCCGCGUCGCUGAAGCUUACCGAGACGCAGGUGAAGAUCUGGUUCCAGAACCGUCGCUACAAGACCAAGCGCCGACAGAUGGCCGCCGACCUACUGGCCUCGGCGCCCGCCGCCAAGAAGGUGGCAGUGAAGGUGCUGGUGCGCGACGACCAGAGACAGUACCUGCCCGGAGAGGUGCUGCGGCCUCCCUCGCUGCUGCCACUGCAGCCCUCCUACUAUUACCCUUAUUACUGCCUCCCCGGCUGGGCACUCUCCACGUGUGCGGCCGCCGCGGGCACCCAGUGAGCCGGCCUGGGAUGAGGCAGCGAAUGAUCCCCGCGCCCCAGCUGCAGACGGGCGCUGAUGGCUGUACAAGUUGUGCCCUGUACUGGGGAGCCCCGCGGAGGGGGCAGGUGGAGGAUGAAAUCCAGCCCUGGCUCUGCUCUCCAGGACGUGCGCCCUGGCAGCGGGACUGGGUCUACCCAGAGGGGGGCGCCUUUUUCUAGUUUGAACAGAGGCAUCCUAUGGCCUAGGGACCCUGUUCCUACCCCCCGCCCCACUUGCUUGGAAGCCCUUGGACAUUAUUUAUUACCACCAUAAUGUUGGGUUUGGAUUGUGUCUGCCUGGGGAUGGCGUUUCCCAGAGAGGAGAGAACUCCUGGAGACCACACAAGCCUGAAUCCCAGAAUUUCAGGCCUGCCGGGAGCUUCGUGCGCUAGGCCACACUAGUUCAUGGUAUCCAUGCUACCAAUCUAUGUGUAUCUACAUAUCUAUUAUUUUUGGAAAUUGCAAUUGUUACAAAGGGGUUUAGAGCCCUGGCAGCCCCAAGGAGCCCCAGGCUAGGGGUUCAUUGAACCAUGAAAUGUUUGGUUUGCGGGCCCUCCUCCCCACCCCUCCCCGGUGUCAGAGCUCAGGUGGGGGCGCCUGAUUGGUUGCUGAAUGUAUGGAAGGGAGCCUCUGAGCACAGGGCAGGGCAAGGGCCCCGCAUCUUCCCUCUCGGAGGUCCAGGCUGCGACCAACUGGGGGAGCUCCUGGGAGCCCCCGAACCAGGAGAGAGGAAACCCAGGAGUCCU